AUGGAAACUAUACAAGUAUUCCCAGUGUUGACUGGACUGACAGAGCUGGAGUUGCAGGCGUUGGAUGACUUUAAGAAACAACCAGUGACCAAUAAUAUACCUGAUCAAUAUUUGAUGGUAUACUUAUUCUCAAAGAAAUUGAAUGUUGAGAAGGCUUGUGAGCUGUUGUCAAAUAACUUGGCAUUCAGGAAGAAGCUGGACCUGCCAUUCCCAGUGCGCAAGUCCGAUGUCAACAUUGAGAUCGUCAAGAAGAUGUACAGCUUCUUCGUCCCCAACAAACGUGAUCAAGAUGGUCGCAUCAUUGCCUACCUCCACCCAUGCCAUCUCCUCCCCAAGAACUACACCCUCAAAGAAAUGGUAGCUUCCAUGCUCUGGAACUCAGAUAUCACCAUCUAUGAAAAUCAAUCAAUGAUCAUUAGGGCUAUUGCACACAGGAAUGGUAUGGUUAUUGUGGAGGACUUGAAGAAUGUUGGAAUGAAGAACUUUGAUCAACGUUUGCCAGAGUCAUUGAAGGAGAUGAAGUUGGCAAUGGAGAAUGUGUUCCCAGGCAGAGCCCAGGCAAUAUAUUUGAUCAAUCAACCAUUCUUCUUGCGAUUCCUACUGUCAUUGGCCAAGAAGUUUAUCAAGUCCAAGUUGGUACGUCGUGUCAAGGUCAUUGGAAAGAAAGAGGCCAUGAAAGACGUCAUCGAUCCAUCACAUCUCCUGGAAGAGUAUGGUGGUACUCUAAAGUUCGACUUCCCCGCAUGGGUCGACUCACUCCCCGCAGACUAUUGA
Acytostelium subglobosum LB1 is the source of this 774-nucleotide messenger RNA. RefSeq lists its product as hypothetical. Gene Ontology annotation, molecular function: phosphatidylinositol bisphosphate binding. Bases 1 to 774 code for a protein of 257 amino acids. The record is from RefSeq and is a predicted model, not a curated record. The transcript is spliced from 2 exons. NCBI's taxonomy places the organism in Eukaryota, Evosea, Eumycetozoa, Acytosteliales, Acytosteliaceae. Gene Ontology annotation, cellular component: membrane.